Molecule: messenger RNA, 1605 nt
Organism: Alosa alosa (allis shad)
Lineage: Eukaryota; Metazoa; Chordata; Actinopteri; Clupeiformes; Clupeidae
Product: tubulin alpha-1C chain
Exons: 4
Coding region: 131-1480 (449 amino acids)
Biological process (GO): mitotic cell cycle; microtubule cytoskeleton organization
Cellular component (GO): cytoplasm; microtubule
Molecular function (GO): GTP binding; structural constituent of cytoskeleton
Source: RefSeq, a predicted model, not a curated record
AAAGCAGCCCCACCCCAGACAGUCAUUCAAACUUCUCACAAAAGACUCUUUAAAAGUCGUAGUGUGAGAGUUAUUUAUCAGCAAUUUCAGAACUCCAAUCAAAAAGGUUAAACAUUUGAAAAGCUUCAAUAUGCGUGAGUGCAUCUCAGUCCACGUGGGUCAGGCUGGCGUCCAGAUUGGCAACGCCUGCUGGGAACUCUACUGCCUUGAACAUGGCAUCCAGCCGGACGGACAGAUGCCCAGCGACAAGACCAUCGGAGGAGGAGAUGACUCUUUCAACACCUUCUUCAGUGAGACUGGUGCUGGAAAGCAUGUACCCAGGGCUGUGUUUGUGGACCUGGAGCCCACUGUGAUCGAUGAGGUACGCACUGGGACCUACCGACAGCUGUUCCACCCAGAGCAGCUCAUCACUGGCAAAGAGGAUGCUGCCAAUAACUAUGCCCGUGGUCAUUACACCAUUGGAAAGGAGCUUAUUGACUUGGUGCUGGACCGUAUCCGCAAACUGGCUGACCAGUGCACAGGUCUGCAGGGCUUCCUCGUCUUCCACAGCUUUGGGGGAGGCACUGGUUCUGGCUUCACCUCCCUGCUGAUGGAGCGCCUCUCCGUCGACUAUGGCAAGAAGUCCAAGCUGGAGUUCUCCAUCUACCCAGCCCCCCAGGUGUCUACUGCCGUGGUGGAGCCCUACAACUCCAUUCUGACCACCCACACCACCCUUGAGCAUUCUGACUGUGCCUUCAUGGUAGACAAUGAGGCCAUCUAUGACAUUUGCCGUAGAAACCUUGAUAUCGAGCGCCCUACCUACACAAACCUCAACAGGCUUAUCAGCCAGAUUGUGUCCUCCAUCACAGCCUCCCUCCGAUUUGACGGUGCCCUCAAUGUUGAUCUGACAGAGUUCCAGACCAACUUGGUGCCCUACCCUCGUAUCCACUUCCCUCUGGCCACGUAUGCCCCAGUGAUCUCUGCUGAGAAGGCCUACCAUGAGCAGCUCUCAGUGUCUGAGAUCACCAAUGCUUGCUUUGAGCCAGCCAAUCAGAUGGUGAAAUGUGACCCCCGUCACGGCAAGUACAUGGCCUGCUGUCUGCUGUACCGUGGUGACGUGGUGCCCAAAGAUGUUAAUGCUGCCAUUGCCACCAUCAAAACCAAGCGCUCCAUCCAGUUUGUGGAUUGGUGUCCCACUGGUUUCAAGGUUGGCAUCAACUACCAGCCCCCUACUGUUGUCCCAGGUGGAGACCUGGCCAAGGUGCAGAGGGCUGUGUGCAUGUUGAGCAACACCACUGCUAUUGCUGAGGCUUGGGCCCGGCUGGAUCACAAGUUUGAUCUGAUGUACGCCAAGCGUGCCUUUGUGCACUGGUAUGUAGGUGAGGGCAUGGAGGAGGGAGAGUUCUCUGAGGCCAGAGAGGACAUGGCCGCCCUGGAGAAGGAUUAUGAGGAGGUUGGGGCUGAAAGCUUGGAGGAAGAUGAGGAGGGCGAAGAGUACUGAGCCGUAUUUUAACUUUGUCUGCUUUCCCUUUCCUUUCCUAUUCUCUUUUAUAUGUGUGUUGUCCCACUGUCACUGAAACUUUAACCUGAAAUGGUCUAAUGACAAUAAAGUUGAAGUCUAAACAA